This is a messenger RNA of Camelina sativa (false flax), 1330 nucleotides long. RefSeq names its product mitochondrial uncoupling protein 1. Lineage: Eukaryota; Viridiplantae; Streptophyta; Magnoliopsida; Brassicales; Brassicaceae. The record is from RefSeq and is a predicted model, not a curated record. Gene Ontology annotation, biological process: transmembrane transport.
AUCUUUCUUUUUCAUUAGCAGAGAGAGAGAGAGAGAGAGAGAGAGAGAGACGAUCCUUUAACAGAAACACUCAGAGGCCAAGUUGCGUAGCCGUAAUCUAGCGUCCUCCUUCCUCGUCGCUCUUCCCAAGAUCCUCUCUCUUCUUCGAUUUUCGUAACCCUAGCCUCCUCCGCCUCCCGAUUUCGCGUUUUCUCACGAUCGAAAGAAAAUGGUAGCUGAUAGCAAAUCCGACCUUCCCUUGCCCAAAAUUUUCGCCUGCAGUGCCUUCGCUGCUUGCGUCGGCGAGAUAUGCACAAUUCCGUUAGACACUGCUAAAGUUAGGCUUCAGCUCCAAAAGUCUGCUCUUGCUGGAGAUGUUACUCUGCCUAAAUAUCGUGGAUUGUUGGGAACUGUUGGUACCAUUGCUAGGGAAGAAGGUUUACGUUCACUAUGGAAAGGUGUCGUACCUGGAUUGCAUCGUCAAUGCCUCUUUGGUGGUCUUAGGAUUGGAAUGUAUGAGCCGGUGAAAAACUUGUAUGUUGGAAAAGACUUUGUGGGUGAUGUUCCAUUGAGCAAGAAAAUUCUUGCUGGUUUGACAACAGGUGCACUGGGUAUCAUGGUAGCAAAUCCCACUGAUCUUGUGAAAGUUAGGCUUCAGGCUGAAGGAAAACGAGCUGCAGGUGCGCCAAGACGGUAUUCCGGAGCGAUGAAUGCGUAUUCAACAAUUGUGAGACAGGAAGGAGUCCGAGCUCUUUGGACUGGUCUUGGGCCUAACGUAGCAAGAAACGCAAUUAUCAAUGCUGCUGAAUUAGCGAGUUACGAUCAAGUGAAAGAGACAAUCUUGAAGAUUCCGGGGUUCACUGACAACGUCGUCACACAUAUUCUAUCUGGACUGGGGGCAGGAUUCUUUGCUGUCUGCAUUGGCUCUCCUGUUGAUGUGGUUAAGUCAAGAAUGAUGGGAGACUCUGGUGCUUACAAAGGCACUAUUGACUGCUUCAUCAAAACUCUGAAGAGCGAUGGUCCUAUGGCAUUUUACAAGGGUUUCAUCCCCAACUUUGGACGCCUUGGCUCAUGGAACGUCAUCAUGUUUUUGACCCUCGAACAGGCAAAGAAGUACGUCAGGGAACUCGAUUCGUCCAAAAGAAACUGAGACACAAAGUUUUAAGCAGAGAGAAUAAGAGCUACAUCGUUUUUUUUCUUUUCUUAAUUUCGGUGAUUGAGAGAGGCCAGAACUUGGUCUAAUAUUGUUUUGGGAAUAGAGAGUCAGUUUUCAAAUAAAAUUUCCGUGGUUUGCUCAUGUUUUGGGUGUACCAUUCCAACAUUUUAUCACAAAAUAACAUACAUUUUUCUC